Messenger RNA from Nerophis ophidion (straightnose pipefish), 3490 nucleotides. Its product is annotated as Monoacylglycerol lipase ABHD12-like. Gene Ontology annotation, cellular component: endoplasmic reticulum membrane. Gene Ontology annotation, molecular function: monoacylglycerol lipase activity; phosphatidylcholine lysophospholipase A1 activity. Lineage: Eukaryota; Metazoa; Chordata; Actinopteri; Syngnathiformes; Syngnathidae. Gene Ontology annotation, biological process: phosphatidylserine catabolic process; monoacylglycerol catabolic process. The record is from RefSeq and is a predicted model, not a curated record. The transcript has 13 exons. The coding region runs from base 609 to 1658 and encodes 349 amino acids.
CCCCAAAAGGGAAUAAGCGGUAGGAAAAUGGAUGGAUGGAUGUAACAAAGUGUGAAUAAUUGGAAGAAUACAAAAAUAUAUUAAGGUCUUUAAUUGAUUGAUUUUAACUAUUAUUAGUAGUUUGCACAGUACAGUACAUAUUUCGUACAAUUGACCACUAAAUGGUAACACGUACAGUUUUUCAACUUGUUUUAAGUCGGGGUCCACGUUAAUCAAUUCAAAAAUGGUCUACAUAUAAAGAUAAUGAAACCAUGGUUAAAAAAAAAAAUCCCGUAUAUUCCAUACAAUUAUUUGACUAAACUUAAGUUAAUAGUACAAAAUAAGUAACCAAAAACAUUUUGUGCCUUUCGUUUCCAUCAUAUGACAUCCCUUCCCGCGUCCAAUGAUUUAUUCCCUGAGUUUGUAAGCAAUGUAUUAUAAGAAUAUAUCAAUAUAACAAAUAUAUUUGUAAAAAUAAUAAAAAUACAUACAGUAUAACGAUCACGCCGUUACACAACGACCUGGUAUCUAUACUGUCGACAUUUGGAUCGGUCCGCCUGCCCUGCCCCUUCACUGCACUUUGGACGCCCAUAUACUUGUGUGUAAACUUUAGCCUGCUGCUUUUCAAAAUGAGGAAAAGAAAUGUUAACACGGGUCCGUCAUCUUUCGCUCAGACAACCUCCAAAGAUCAGAGGAAGAACGAGAAUAAGCCCUGCUGGAGAAAAAGGGGUUUAUUUGCUCUCUUUGUCUUCCUCCUUUUAAUGCCUUUCACGCUGAUCAUGGCCAGGGAAUUGUUGCAGAAUCUUGUUUACACUCAUAGAAUGAGGGUUCCCUUCUUUGCUGACCUUGGCCAACCUUCUGACUUCUCCCUAAAUCACACCAUCAACAUGUACUUAACAUCAGAAGAAGGAAUCUCUCUUGGUGUUUGGCAUACGGUGCCUGCAAGUCAAUGGAGGCAGGCACAAGGGAAAGGAAUGGCAUGGUACCAAAGCACCAUCAGUGAUGGGAGUCCAGUUAUCAUUUACCUACAUGGGAACACAGGCACAAGGGGAGCUUCUCAUCGGGUGGGCAUUGCGAAAGUAUUGAGUGCACUUGGUUACCAUGUGACACAGCCUGACUACAGAGGAUUUGGAGACUCAAGCGGUGAGCCGACUGAAAUUGGACUCACUACAGAUGCCGUCCACGUUUACAAGUGGGUCAAAAAAUACAGUGGAAGCAGCCCGGUCGUCCUCUGGGGCCAUUCUCUUGGCACUGGGGUGGCCACAAACAUGGCUGUCAAACUGCUAGAGCAAGGUAUUGUUUUGGACGGCGUGAUCCUCGAAGGCUCCUUUAAUAUCGCUGCAAAAAAACUAACAAGUCAUUUAUUUUCCUGGUAUUACUGGACAUUUCCUGGCUUGGGAUUUUUUUUCCCAGAGCCAUGGGCUGAAAAUAAGGUUGUCUUUCCCAGUGAGGAAAAUUUAAGAAGAAUGCAAAGCCCACUUCUCUUCCUUCAUGCAGAGGAUGAUAUCAUUGUUCCCAUUGACGAUGCUCAGCAGCUAUUCAAGGUAGCAGUGAGUGCCCAGAAUACUGAGCGAGUCAAGUUUGUUCCUUUUGAAGCUUCGUUGGGGUACCUGCAUAACGGAUUAUACAAAGACCCCCGUCUGCCUGACAUAAUAGGGAAGUUCAUGUUAUCUUUGUAAAGUUGCGGGUAUGAGUCCAGCAGAAGUCCAUUACACUUAUAUGAUUAUUAAGGAUUCCGUUGAUUGUGUAAAAUCAAUUGUCGAUUGAACAUGUAUUUAGGAGAUUUAUGUAGAAUGUAGUGUAUUACGUGCCUCCGCUUAGCAGAGGCACUGUUGCUUCAGUCUUUUUUUGGUCUGUCCAUCCAUUUUCUGGACCGCUUAUCCUUCUUUAGAGUCACGGGAGGGCUGGAGCCUAUCCCAGCUGACUUUGGGUAACAGGUGAGAUACACGUUGUUGCUCUUUAGUCAGGGUUUUUAUACCGUAGACCAGCUGUCUGCAACCUGCAGCUUUGGAGCCACGUGUGGCUCUUCUUCCUCCUUGUUGUGGCUCCCUCAAUUUUUUUUUUUAAUCCCCGGGGAGAGAAAAGUUUGCAUUUUUUAAAUUUCCGGCUGUCUACAAGGCUGUCAAUGCCCAAAAGCUGAGUUUUGUGGCCUAAGGAAGGCGAGUAAAAGAGACUGGCAGACUGUGUAUUCAGUUCAGCUUUUCGAGUGUGCAACAACUUGGCUAAGCUAACCAUGAAUACUUGCCAAAAAAGAAAAGAGAAAAGGAAAAAUAGUUCAAUUUUACAUGAACAUAUUACUUAUAAGGUAAAGUGCAUUUAUUAAUAUUUAUUUACACAUUUAUUUAAAGCAUGUAUUAUAAAUUCCUGUAAAGUAAAGAAUAAAAAAGAUGAAAACUUUUAAAAGUUUAUAAGCUGUGUUCAGUUUUGCAGCUCUAUACUAUUUUUUUUUUUUUUUAAAGGAAGAGGCGGCCAAAUGUCUCUUUUGAUAGUAAUGGUUGCUGUAGAUAAACAACCAUUCACAUUCCCAGUAUCAGGCAGACAGGUAAUAACAAUGAGUUUAUAUCCGAAGUUUCCUCAAAAAAACAGAAUAACAACUUAAAGCCCUGUCCACUGUUAACUAAUGUUGGUCAUCUUUAAUUAAGGGAAAGAAGCCAUACCUGUGAACAUUAGCAUUUCAUCCAUCCAUCCAUUUUCUACCGCUUAUUCCCUUUUGGGGUCGCGGGGGGCGCAGGCGCCUAUCUCAGCUACAAUCGGGCGGAAGGCGGUGUACACCCUGGACAAGUCGCCACCUCAUCGCAGGGCCAACACAGAUAGACAGACAACAUUCACACUCACAUUCACACACUAGGGCCAAUUUAGUGUUGCCAAUCAACCUAUCCCCAGGUGCAUGUCUUUGGAGGUGGGAGGAAGCCGGAGUACCCGGAGGGAACCCACGCAUUCACGGGGAGAACAUGCAAACUCCACACAGAAAGAUCCCGAGCCUGGAUUUGAACCCAGGACUGCAGGAACUUCUUAUUGUGAGGCAGACGCACUAACCCCUCUUCCACCGUGAAGCCAGCAUUUGCAUUUCAAUAUAUGUAAAAUUUCCCAGUAAAAUGGGCACAAUAAAUAGUUUUCAUUUUCAUCACAAAUUGCAGUUAAAUCAGUAAAAAUAGAAAACCCUAUGACAUGCUCAUUCUGGGCUUGAACCUACGUUCCUUUUUUACCAAUGGUAAGCUCAUAACCAGUCAGUUUUGCUGUUUUAUCUAUUGGACAAGCUCACUGGUUUGGUUUCGGUAAAAAUCCUAAUUACUGAGAUGAAACGUGGGUCUUGAAUUGAGCUACAACAGUCUGAUGAGAUAUUUCGUGGUAUAUUUAUGUAAUACAGCUUAUAUUCAUAGUGAAGAAAUAAAUUUGUCUACUCAUACAUUUUUAUUAUUCUAAUUGAUCAUUUGAGUUUGUACUUCUUACUAUAUUAUCUGAAAACAUGCUGUGAUUCUUAUAAUAAAAUUGUUAUGAAUGAUUUUCACAA